This is a messenger RNA of Stylophora pistillata, 981 nucleotides long. Its product is annotated as basic proline-rich protein-like. The record is from RefSeq and is a predicted model, not a curated record. Lineage: Eukaryota; Metazoa; Cnidaria; Anthozoa; Scleractinia; Pocilloporidae.
AUGACAGCUCCUUGUUUAUCAAACACCCAAGGAAACAGAUCUUCAUUUGAUAAAGCUGUGUGUCCUUUAGAUUUUAUAUCAGAUGAUUCAACAGCCGAUAAGACCAUUUCUCUGUUGUCCUUUUCUUUUCCUUUAGAUACUUUACCAUUGCUUUCACUGGCACCAGAACCCUUCCCUUCCCCAGCCUCUUUCCCACCAAUUUUCCAACUAAAUGAGUAUCCACCUCCACCUCCUUUUCGUCCUCCUUCCUUACCUUGUCCUCCACCUCCCUCUCUUCCCCCUCCUCCUCCCUCCUUACCACCACCAACGUUUUCACUAACUCCCACUCCUCCACCUGCAUCUAUGCUAAUACCUGCUCCUCCACCACCAGCUGUUUCUGCAGUACCUUCUCCUCCAGCUGCUUCUCCACCACCUACUUUUAAACUUGCUGCUCCUCCACCACCUCCUACUCCACCAGCUGCUCCACCACCAGCAGCAUUCCCUCCGCCAGCCCCCCCUCCACUAGCUCCUCUACCAGCUUCUCUACCAGCUCCUCCACCAGCUUCUCCACCAGCUGCUCCCACACCACCUGCUGCACCAGCUCCUCUACCAGCUCCACCACCAGCUGCCCCUCCACCAGCUGCCCCUCCACCAGCUGCCCCUCCUCCAGCCCUCCCUCCACCAGCUCCUCCACCAGCUGCUCCCCCACCACCUGCUGCACCAGCUCCUCCUCCACCCCCUCCUCCACCAGCCUCACCACCAGCUGCCCCUUUACCAGCUGCCCCUCCUCCAGCUGCCCCUCCACCAGCCGCCCCUCCAACAGCUGCCCCUCCACCAGCCGCCCCUCCACCAGCUGCCCCUCCACCAGCUGCCCCUCCACCAGCUUCCCCUCCACCAGCUGCCCCUCCACCAGCUCCUCCUCCACCAGCUGCCCCUCCUCCAGCUCCUCCAGCUCCUCCAGCAACCGUUUCUCCUUCAACACCCCCUCCACCACCAGCUGCU